Messenger RNA from Ruditapes philippinarum (Manila clam), 1909 nucleotides. RefSeq names its product U5 small nuclear ribonucleoprotein TSSC4-like. Bases 64 to 930 code for a protein of 288 amino acids. The record is from RefSeq and is a predicted model, not a curated record. Lineage: Eukaryota; Metazoa; Mollusca; Bivalvia; Venerida; Veneridae. The transcript is spliced from 5 exons.
AUGGGCUUUAUGGUAUUUAAUCUGAGUUUCUUAAACGCUUGAUUUUAUUAACGAUUGAAUGAAAUGGAUGAUAUUGAGGAGUCAAAGACAGUUCCUGUAUUCCAGUUACAAAACAGCGGCUUGAAUGACAGAUGCAAGGAUGUUUUUGGCAGUCUAGAUGCUUUGGAACAAAAGCAUCAAGCUUUUGAGAGAUCUAGAGCAAGAGAAGAUGCAGAUUCGGACAGACACUUGAUUCAUCAAACUCCUGUUGACGACGAUGCAGACACUUCCACUGAAACAUUCAAAAGGCCAACUUUCACAGGAAGAGAUUACCAUGAGAGUAGGAAAGGAGGCAGACAUGGACACGAGAGAUCAGAACAGCAGUUCAGGAAACCUAUGCCACCACAGUCACAGUUUAGAGGCAGGAACUCUUCACGGGGGAGAUAUGGGCGCAGUCGGGGGGUACCUGAUUAUAAAGUACACCCUGAACGUUGGACAGAAUACAGUCUAGAGGAUGUUGAUACAAGUGACUCUGCCAAUAAGAAAGCCGCCUUGGACUUUCUGCAUGAAAGACGUAAAAUGAGAGAAGGCGAGAUAAAAGAAAAAGGAGUAGAUUUGGAAAGUAAUGCAUGUUCAAAGGGACUUAUCACGUUUAAACGGCCAAGCAAACAAACUGAUUCCGGUCAAAAUUCUGACAAAAAUAAACAGAAGCCUUCCAGUAGUUAUGAGAAAAUGGAAGAUGAUUCCAGUGAUCCUAUAGAUGACAAAUUAGACAGUUCUAUUGAUAUUAAAAGUGAAAGUAGUUUAAAACGUAAAUUAGAGAAGAUAGAUUUAGAAGAUGAAGCUGAUAAGACUGUUGAAGAAAAGUCAGUAGGUUUUAAAAGUCGGAAAAAGAUUAAGAGGAAUUUUAGAGCACCAAGAGACAUAGAUACAGAUGACACUAAUGAAUGAAAGAUAAACAACAGAUAGCCCAAGGUGAUAGAAAGUUCAUACAUGGUGAUACUACAAGUUUUUACACAUCUUUUAAGAUGUUAAAUAAUCAUAUACUGUGAUUCUGUGACUUUAAUGGCCAGUUCAGUACAGCAGUAUCUUAAGAUGAUAGAAAAUCAUACUCAGUGUUUUUUUACAAAACCAUUUCUAUGCUUAAUAUCUUAAAAGGACUUGUGCAUCAGUCUUAAAAAACAACAGAUUAUAACAGAAAAUGUCAAAACAAGUACUGUCUAAAUAGCAAACAGUGCAGACCAUGACCAGACUUUUAUGGGAAGAGUUAUCUUAUAGAUAGAUCUGAUGGUUCUACGCAAGUGCCAUCAAUUCUACAUUUAGGGCCUUUUCAUGUCUCUCUGCCAUCAAAGCUAGAAAACCACCAUUGUUACCAUAUGAUCUUAACAGGUCUCAACAUUAACUUUGUCGGCAAUUUCCUUUUAAAAAUUACUUACUUAGAACUUACUUGUCCUGAUCUUUAGUGAUUAAAAGAUAUAUAAACUAUAAUAGUUUUCAUUAAAUAAUGACUAAUGUUGCAAUUAUUGUCUUUAUAUUCCUUCCAACUAGCUCUCCUGGUAUUCAAAUUUUUGGUAUUAAUAAAAACAGAUUGCUCUUUCUGUAUGUAAGUAAUACACAGUGAAGUUCAACAUAUUCAAGAAAAAACAAUUUUUUCAUGGGACAUAAACAUUAAGUGUGCCAAGGUAUGAUGCAUUAACAUGCUGUGUAGUUCAACUGCUUAUCAUCAAAUAGAAAUCACAUUUGUCAUUGUGGCUUUAUGUUGCAUACUUCAUAGGAAAGUUUGUGUAUAAAGAGAAAAUAUGCAUAAGGUAGAGUUAUUUCUUUUGAGUAAAAUCAUAUUUAAAAGCCUUGUUAACACAAAGAAUUCUUUGUUAUGUGGUUUUUGUUUAUGAAAGAUAUCUAUGUGAUAAAAUAAAAGGCUUUAUAUUGA